Messenger RNA from Penicillium lagena, 1545 nucleotides. RefSeq lists its product as uncharacterized. Gene Ontology annotation, cellular component: membrane; intracellular membrane-bounded organelle; cytoplasm. The transcript has 2 exons. The record is from RefSeq and is a predicted model, not a curated record. Gene Ontology annotation, biological process: sphingosine biosynthetic process. Lineage: Eukaryota; Fungi; Ascomycota; Eurotiomycetes; Eurotiales; Aspergillaceae. The coding region runs from base 1 to 1545 and encodes 514 amino acids.
AUGUCCGCUACCUCCCCCGCGCCCGACCAGCCCCUGCUGCGCGACGCGGCCGUGAUCGUCGACACCUCGGUCUCCCUCACGCUCGGCAGCGACUCGCUCUUGGUCGUCGGUAAGAACUGCGCGCCUGUCUCGGUACCUUAUGCAUCACUGACCAUGCACACAGAUGAGCGCUUCGCUCGCAAACCGGACCGUAGCUGCUGUGGAUUAUGCAAGUCCGAAUCAGAGACCAAACACACCAUUGCCCUGCUCAAUGUCCUCGAUGCCGAAUUGAAGUCCUCCAACCUCGUCAUCACCUAUGCGCGCCCCGCGGGCAAGAACGAAGUCUCCGUCGCUACUCUGGAGUACCCCGUUAGCCAGAAGGAGAGCGCGACGAUGGAGACGUGGGUCCGCAAGUUGAUCGACCGUGCGUAUGGAAAUGCGCAGCGUAGGAAGAGGCUGAAGGUCUUGGUGAAUCCAUUUGGUGGGAAAGGAACUGCUUCCUAUCUGUUCGGGACUUAUGCGGCGCCGAUCUUCGCCGCGGCCAAGUGCGAGAUGGACGUGCAGGCCACCACCCAUCGCGGACAUGCGAUUGAGAUUGCGGAGCAGCUGGAUUUGGAUGCGUACGAUGCUGUUAUUUGUUGCUCGGGCGACGGGCUGCCGUACGAGGUUUUCAAUGGAUUGGGGAAACGGCCGAAUGGCCGAGAGGCUCUGGCCAGAAUGCCCGUUGCUCUGCUGCCCUGCGGCUCUGGGAACGGGAUGACCUGGAACUGUUUUGGAACAGAUAGCGUGUCUAUCACGGCGGUGGAAAUUGUCAAGGGACUCCGGACGCCGCUGGAUUUGGUCUCCAUCACGCAGAAAGACUCGCGAACACUGUCCUUCCUCUCGCAGUCGUUCGGCAUCGUGGCGGACUCGGAUCUGGGCACGGAUAAUAUCCGAUGGAUGGGCGCGCAGCGCUUCACAUUCGGGUUCCUGAUCCGUCUAAUGCAGCGCACUAUAUACCCCUGUGACCUGGCGAUGAAGGUCGAUAUGAAAGACAAAACGGCCAUCAAGGAACACUACGUGUCAUUCAAGAAUCGACCAGAUGAUCCUACCUCUGCCGACAGUGACCGCAUAGAGGCUGCAAAGCAAUCACCAAGUUUACCAGAGCUCAAGUACGGCACGGUGAUGGACAAGCUCCCCGAGGACUGGGAAGUCAUCCCUGGUGAAACCAUGGGCAACUUCUACGCGGGCAACAUGGCAAUCAUGACCAAGGACACAAACUUCUUCCCGGCCGCGCUGCCGAACGACGGGUUCCUGGACGUGGUCACCAUCGACGGCAUGGUCAGUCGCGCCUCGUCGAUAAAGAUGAUGAACGAGAUCACCACCGGCGGGUUCUUCGACAUGCCCGAUGUCAAGGUGCGCAAAGUCACCGCGUACCGCUUGAUCCCUCACGAAAAGGAAGGCUACAUCAGCAUCGACGGCGAGCAGCUUCCCUUUGAAGCGUUCCAGGCCGAGAUCCACCAUGGCCUGGGCACCAUGCUGUCCAAGUCGGGUCGGGUCUACGAGGCGGAGGGCCCAAGAGUAUAG